Messenger RNA from Opisthorchis viverrini, 1557 nucleotides. RefSeq lists its product as hypothetical. NCBI's taxonomy places the organism in Eukaryota, Metazoa, Platyhelminthes, Trematoda, Opisthorchiida, Opisthorchiidae. The transcript has 3 exons. Gene Ontology annotation, biological process: proteolysis. The record is from RefSeq and is a predicted model, not a curated record. The coding region runs from base 1 to 1557 and encodes 518 amino acids. Gene Ontology annotation, molecular function: aspartic-type endopeptidase activity.
AUGGAGGCAGAACAACUCAAAGUAAUGUUUGAGCAACAACUGCAACUCAUCAAAGUACGUCCGGAGCGACUAUCAACUACAUCUUUGGCUUCACCGGCGGCGUCGAGAGUCCCACAGUCGGUUGAUGGAAUCGCUGGCAGUAUCAACGAAUUUCGCUAUGAACACUCAUCUGGCAUAACGUCUGAUGCUUGGUUUCGUCGCUAUGAAGACCUGUUCAGGGUCGACUUUUCACUUCAAGAUGAUAAGCAUGAUAAGUACGCUAACUAUAUUCUGCUAAAGAACCCGCGCGAUUUCACUUUUGAUGAAACGGUCAACACGCUUUCACAAAUAUUCGGUGAGCAAACGUCACUUUUUAACAUCCGUUAUCGAUGCAUGAAGCUAGUGAAGAUUGAUGCAGACGACUUCCUCACAUAUUCUGGCAUCGUGAACCGAGAAUGCGAACGGUUCAAACUCGGAUCGUUAACGGAAGAUCAGUUCAAGUCGCUGAUUUUCAUAUGUGGUCUACAAUCCCCGAAGGAUGCAGAAAUCCGUACCCGACUCCUCAGCCGCAUCGAGCAGGACCCAUCCAUGACGCUGCAGGCCGUCACCUCGGAAUGUCAACGAUUGCUUAACCUGAAGCAUGACACCGCGAUGGUCCAACUCGGGGGUCAUGGCGGUCCCGAGGUUCAUGCAAUACACCAGGAUACGCAACAGCCUGGCCCUGUCAAAUCUGGCCCAACCAAACCGAUCUCGCAGUGUUCUGGUCCGAAGCAAAACAAAGGCUCAAAGAAGAAACCACCUUCACAAUGUUGGCACUGUGGAGCCUGGCACUUCGUCAGGUUCUGUCCUUACAAGAAGCAUCGGUGCCGCCAAUGUAAGUCCGUGGGACACAAAGAUGGAUAUUGUCAGUCACGGAUGCAUACGGCCUCUGCUGUUUCAAAGCAAUCAUCACGCAUCCGUCCCAAACCGAAAUCGAACCCCGUUGGCUCCUCUCUCAGUUUGCUGGCUACUUUCCAGAUCAACACGCCAGGUAACCGAAAGUAUCUGACAGUCACCGUAAAUGGUCAUCCAAUCCGUCUGCAGCUGGACACUGCGUCGGACAUUACCAUCAUUUCGGAGAGGCUUUGGCGCACGCUCGGACAACCUCCGAUCAGACAAGCAGCUCGAACUGCAACCAGUGCCUGCGGUGGAGAGUUAAAACUUUCCGGUGAGCUCCAGUGCUGUGUAUCUUUUCGAGGAACUACAUUCGUGGGGUCGUGUUAUAUAACGGCAACUGAGUUGAACCUAUUGGGUCUUGAUUGGUUCGAUCGCCUUGGGUUAGCCGACAUUCCAAUCAGCGCCGUUUGCAAUGCAGUUCAGUCUCCUACAGCGCAUCCAGAUCAUGCAUCCGACAUUAUGGAGCGAUUUCCAAUUGUUUUCCAGUCCGGUCUCGAAAUUCUGGAUGCGCCAUUGGCAACCGGCAUUCGGGAAACACCAGGUCAUGAUUGGCUGUUGGGUCCAGAUCUCGUCCUGAUGCCGGACUGGCAAGCGUCUCGAAUUCUUGGCCAAUCUUGCAUGGGACGGACUUCUCGGCCGUAG